CUCCUAUGUUUCAUUUAGAAGGCUAUGUUCUAUCGCCUCCUUCUAUCCCUACUACAUACCACCGCGGCCUUCUCCUAAGAUAACGAAGGCGAUGAUAGAAUAUAAGACAGUCCAUUUAGGCAAUCCCUCACUAAAAUUCGAUUGAAUAGACCGAAGCGACGAAAAGUUGAAGCACUUGUAGCAUAUAUAUAUAGCUUCGAGUAGUGUAUGUAACGCUCAAGACGGUAGAACUCAUCUCCUUUUAUUUAGAACCACACUCAGACAUCUGCAUACAAAUCUCCUCGCAAAAUGGUACAACUCACGGCGCUGUUCGUAACACUUGAGUUUACGGAUCCUAUAUUCAGUGGCAAUGGAGUGCUAGGAAGGAGUCUUGUGCGUGGUCUCAUAUCCUCAGGCGUAGACACAUAUAUUGUUACUGCCAAACCUGUUGCAUACAGCCAGACCUCCAAUGGGAAUGGACUAGAAAGUCCAGCUACUAACAUGUGCCGCGAUAAGCGAGACAGUAGUGUCAUGGAGGAGUGUCACUAUCACGCACCAGAAGUGCGAGACGUCGUAUUAAGUCAGGACGAUGGGUUUAGCAUACCGGUAUUGGAAAUACCCGUUGACACUCGCCUGUGGCGCAGGCUGGAUAGAUACGGCCCCUGGAAGCAGUUUGCAGAUAACCUCAAACAGUACACACACAAAGAUCGAGAAUGGUUAGGUGGGGAUGACAACAACAACAGUGACACCCCAUACAAAGACGGGGCCGAGAAGCUCAGAGAUGCGUUCGGAUUGGACCGAUACGGCGCAUUUAACAUGGUGUUUGCAGUAGAUUGGUCGGGGUUCCAUGCGUUGGAGAGUAUACGCUUAGCCGAUAUGCUGUUACAAAAGGCCGUGUAUAUCAACUUCCGCGUGUUCGCCACCAGAUCGUUGGUGUCAACUAGUGAUUACGAAUUCUACCGAGAGUACGAGGGACGGGCUAUGCUCAAGUGCAAUGUGACCAUUGUACUGUGCGACGCAGAUGCGGACUCUCUAAUGGAUAACACAAACGAGUACGUUAGGGAGGUGGGGUUGUUAAAUAGCGAUGGGUCUGAUGCGAGUGCUGAGAUACCACACAACAGCGUAGGCGUGGCCAGCACGGUCGGUGAUGUGGCAAGUGUUGUAAACGAAAUGAAGGCGCUGAACGGAAAAACGUAUGCGCCAGUUUUAGAACGCCCCCAUGUCUUGCUACCCCCUUUGCGGAAGGAGACUGAACGGAUUGCGAGAGAGGAACAUAGUCACGGAGGCUUGUUGCCCUUGCCCGACAUCGUCACGGCAAACCUUGAGAAAAUGAAUCUCUCUACCACCUCCACGCGUUUCAUAGUGAGUUGCGUACGGCUAGACCGGCCCAAGAAUGCCAUUCUAUUCCCACACCUGAUGAAACAAGUCGCAGAGAAACUGCUAUCUGGACAACCCCAUACAUCUGAGUCAGACCAACCACACACCCCCCACCCAGCAACCAAUGCCACAGAGAGCCCUGAACAGCAACCACGGGUGGUGCCGCUACUGUGCGGGAGUGCCGCCGACCCUGAAUAUGCACACGAGGUCAAAGAGGCACUAAAAGACGCUUGGCCGCAGGCUAUAGUCAUCGAAGACUUCCUCACACCUCUGCAGAUGGCAGCCAUCUUCCAGCGCACGCUGGUGAACAUACACCCGUGCCUGUACGAUGCGUUUGGGAUGACGGUGUGCGAGGCCGCGGCCUUCGGAGUCCCGAGUAUGGUCCACUUUCCUAAGCUGAACGUGCCGUGUACAGGGGUGGCUACAUCCUUUGACUUGCUGACCAAGCAAGCGGGGUGUGCAGUCAACGGUACGCGAGAGCGUCAGGUGUGUUGGGGUAGUGACGGGGUGGUGUGCGAGAGUUGUGUGAAGGCUGCGGAUGUCUUCGGCGGGUCGAAGGUGGGUGUGGCCGACCUACUGCAAGUGUCGCAGCAUGAGAUCAUUGCCGUGGAUUGGCAGGGGUUCCAGAACAACGUACUGAACGAGGAGAUAGUGGAGACUGUCCUGGGCAUAGUCGAUGCGGGACUGUACCAGGGCUCACAUCACGAGGUGUAUGAGAAGUACCGAGACGCCGUUAGAGAGGCGGCGCUUAGCUGGACCGAGGGCGACUGUGGGAAGAAGUUGGUUUGGCUGGCGGGCCAGUCUAUGGACAUGUUACAGAGCUAGCGCGGAUGGCGAGUACGUACACUACCAACUCUUGCUACACACUUACGGC
Messenger RNA from Sphaeroforma arctica JP610, 2230 nucleotides. RefSeq lists its product as hypothetical. The record is from RefSeq and is a predicted model, not a curated record. NCBI's taxonomy places the organism in Eukaryota, Ichthyosporea, Ichthyophonida. Bases 289 to 2181 code for a protein of 630 amino acids. The transcript has a single exon.